Suillus plorans is the source of this 510-nucleotide messenger RNA. RefSeq lists its product as uncharacterized. The transcript has a single exon. The record is from RefSeq and is a predicted model, not a curated record. NCBI's taxonomy places the organism in Eukaryota, Fungi, Basidiomycota, Agaricomycetes, Boletales, Suillaceae. Bases 1 to 510 code for a protein of 169 amino acids.
AUGCACCACCGGUUGCAUCUGCCUUGCAUCGUAUUCCGGGUCACAGAAGCCUGUCGCAAACCAGGUCAUGACCAGGAUACAUAUGAACUCAAAUCAGACGGGCUUCGCGACCUGCAGAUCACCACAGAAGACAAAUUCAUCCCGUUCUCGCCGGCAAGGCUGCCGCCCGCCUGGCAGACGAUCUUGCUCGUUCGUCCAUGGAGUCACCAUCUCCUUGAGCUGCAUGACACUGCAGACGAUACGCGGAACGUGGAGGAUUGUUCCGCAUCCGAAUCUUCGUUGCACGAUUCACCUGCUGCACAAACUGGGCCUAUAUAUUCUGAUUCCGACUCGCGAGCAUUGCGGUUGAUUGUUCGCCUUGGGCGGCAGCCGUUUAGUGCAUUUUUGCUAGCGCAGCAGUGCGACGGAGGAUUCAAGAGGAUCGCAUCCGAUUAUGAUAUUAUUGCACGGGUUAAAGACAUGGCUUCUGUUAGCUACUUGAUGGACAUCAGGACUCUAGAUGUACUGUAA